AUGGGAGCCUUCCUCAGCCAUGACCAGGAGCCAAUCAGAACCUCCAUUGGCAAGGAUGAAGUGCUGCAGCUUCGCAAGAAGCAUUUCUGCCCGGCGCAAAGUGUCUCCUACGCCAACACGGACCCGCUGCUCAUAGUCCGUGGCCAGGGCAGCUAUCUUUAUGACGAGGAAGACAAUGCGUAUUUAGACACUCGCAACAACGUGUGUCAUGUGGGACAUAGCCACCCACGGGUAGCUGCUGCAGUCGCAGAUCAGGUUUCCAAGCUCAACACCAACACCAGGUACUUGCAUCCCAAUCUUUGCCUGCUCGCAAAGCGUCUGACGGAGACCUUUCCCGCUGGAAGUGGCCUGGAGGUGUGCUUUUUUGUCAACUCCGGUUCCGAGGCUAACGAUCUUGCCGUGAGACUGGCAUUUGCUCGUACACGCUCUCGCAAUGUGAUAGUUGUGGACCAUGGGUAUCACGGCCACACCCAGCAGACCAUUGAGAUCAGCCCGUACAAGUUUGAUCACAAAGGUGGUGAAGGUGCAAGGCCGAACAUCCACAAGGUGCCCUGUCCUGAUACUUUCCGUGGACUUCACCGUGGUCCGGAUGCGGCAGAACAGUACGCAUCCACUGUAACGGAAGCCUGCAAGGCUGCAGGGAGUGUUGCAGCUUUCUUUGUCGAAUCGGGCAUGUCGGUGGGCGGUGUGAUCCUGCCACCCAGAGGCUAUUUACAAGCAGCUUAUUCUGCGGUUCGCCAAGCUGGAGGCAUUUGUGUGGCUGACGAAGUUCAAGUUGGAUUCGGGCGCUUCGGCGAUUUUUUCUGGGCCUUCGAGGAGCAGGGCGUUGUGCCAGACAUUGUGACAAUGGGCAAGCCUUUUGGAAACGGCAUGCCUUUGGCUGCAGUAGUGACAACGAAGGCAGUCUCCGAUGCAUUUCACAAUGGCUUAGAGUAUUUUAAUACUUUCGGCGGCAAUCCUGUUUGUUGCGCCGCCGGUCUGUCUGUGUUGGAAGUGAUUCGUGAAGAGAAGCUGCAAGACAACGCCGCGAAGGUUGGUAAAUACAUUUGUGAACAAAUUCGGCAGCUGUCGACAAAGCAUGAGCUCAUUGGUGAUGUGAGGGGCCGCGGCCUGUUCAUUGGGAUUGAGUUUGUCCGUAAUCCAGAAACACUUGAGCCAGCAACAGCAGAGACGUCGGAGAUUUGCUCUCGGAUGAAGAGUGAGCACAAGAUUCUGAUGAGCAUUGAUGGGCCGCAUGACAAUGUUCUGGUCAUAAAGCCGCCCAUGUGCUUCUCGUUGACGGAUGCAGAUCGAAUGGUCCGCGCCAUGCGUGAGAUUCUGUCCACGCUCGUAGGUCCCGUUGCUGGUCAACACGUAGCGCACACGCCGACGUGA
Symbiodinium pilosum is the source of this 1374-nucleotide messenger RNA. Lineage: Eukaryota; Dinophyceae; Suessiales; Symbiodiniaceae. The record is from the annotation of a GenBank genome assembly.